UGCUUCAUUCAUUCAUAUUUCAUGAUGUCAUCACUUCUGUGAUACGUUUCGUCAUUGCGAAUCACCUGAAGUUGGAUGAGAUUCGAUUUGUUUUCGUUCAACGUGUAAGCGGCAAAUCAACAUGUGGGAAAAACGAAUUUUCUAUUUUUAUCAAUUUUCUUCUCUUCUCUCACGACUCACGACGAUUUUCACAUGUGAAGAAAAAUCUCGAGCGACUUAAGUUUCAGUGAGUCUGUGAAAAUGAACUCGAAAACAAGAUGAAAAAUCUUUUUACGAGUCGUGGAAAAUUCUUUCGACCUUGAACCAUCACGAGACUACUGCAGUGGUGAAAAUUCAUAAAAAUCAAUUUUUAAAUUGAAUCAAAGCCAAAGUUUCGUGGAGAUUUAGAAUCAAAUUUUAAUUAAAUAUUUCCGAUAUAGUGAAAAAUUAUUUUUAACUGCGAGCACAAAUUCUUGUCAAGUGAAAAAGAGAAAAAAAUUUCGCGCAAGUGAUUGAGAGACGCAAAACGACGUCGUUGUAGCGAUGGCGUUGAGUGAUUUGUUGAUCAGCUCAGCAUUUAUUGUUUUAUGUUGUGUCUGUGCACAACUUGCACGAAAAGUUCUAGAUCGAUUUUCUUCCAUUCAUGGACUUGUCAGAGAAUUGAUUUUGGAAGCUAUUGCAGCUGCAGAACUUUGUUCAACAUGCUUUGAACUUAUCAUCGUGGCUGACAACUUCGGUGUUGCUACUUAUGCCGUGUAUUUGUUUCUCUUGACCAUUUGGUGGUCUCAAGUGUGGGUAGAUUCAACUGCAUGUCCCUACAAUCACAUGGAAGACAUGGUUGAAGGACGCACAACGCCAAGAGAUGUUGCAUUAAAGACUUGGGCUCAGUUGAUGGGCGGUUGUUGUGUGUGGCGCAUUGUCCAAUUCUUCUGGUGGUUGGAAUUGGCAGAAACACAUAAAGGUCGUGCAUUUGAGGAUUGUUCAGCUGACUUACAAGUGUCUCCAUGGGUUGGUGCAGUAAUUGAAGGUUUCGCGACACUUCUUUGUCGAUUGGCAUCGAAAGCAUUGAGUGACAAGAGUCCCAAAUAUGCGAACAUUCUCGACAGCUUCAUUGGAACAUCGCUUGUUAUUGCUGCUUUCAAUUAUUCGGGCGGAUAUUUCAAUCCCGUUCUAAGUACCAGUCUCAAGUGGGGAUGUUCUGGAAAUACUGACAUUGAACACAUCAUCGUGUAUUGGAUUGGAUCGUGCAGUGGUGCUUUGCUUUCAGUUCCAGCUUUUAGACAUCCCAUCGUUAGGAAUCUUUUGCUUGGCGAGAAAAUCAAAGACGAAUAAUCGAAAACUUGACUUUAGCAUUUCAUUUUCCUUCCAUCAAUUUCUCUUAGACAAAUAAAGAAACUUCAAUUAUCACAAACAUUAUUGUAACAAUCGUCUAAUUAUAGUUGAGUGUCGACACGUGGGAAACGUAAUUAUACUCAUCAAAAUCGUUUUAAAGUGUCAACUCGUUGAUUGUUUUUAAAUACUCUUAA
Molecule: messenger RNA, 1505 nt
Organism: Clunio marinus
Lineage: Eukaryota; Metazoa; Arthropoda; Insecta; Diptera; Chironomidae
Source: the annotation of a GenBank genome assembly